Molecule: messenger RNA, 4295 nt
Organism: Hyla sarda
Lineage: Eukaryota; Metazoa; Chordata; Amphibia; Anura; Hylidae
Product: potassium channel subfamily T member 2-like
Exons: 30
Coding region: 337-3861 (1174 amino acids)
Biological process (GO): potassium ion transport
Cellular component (GO): membrane
Molecular function (GO): intracellular sodium-activated potassium channel activity
Source: RefSeq, a predicted model, not a curated record
AGGGACUACAGCGGGGAGCCGAGCGUUAUAUAGAGGUGUGGUGCCCACCUGUGCCCUGCCAGCCUCCUGUAGCCGACUAUCACUGACGACAAGUUUAUUGCCCUUUGGGAUUUAUCCUUCAGAUGUUGCCCCAACCCUGGGCAUGAAUUGGACCCAUCACCCGAAUAUACCCACUUCAUGUGGUUGGCAUCGCACGGAGAUCAUAGAGUAUUAUGUACCUACCUGUAACCUACCCAUGUGCCCCUCUCUGCCACCACAUCCAAUGACUGGCAUCACAAACUGAAGGAGGAAAGGGGCAGCAGGGGCAGCAGGGGCAGCAGGGGCAACAGGGGCAACAUGGAGAUGGAAAAGGACGUCCAACCCCUACCCCCCCGGUACAGGUUCCGAGACCUGCUGAUGGGUGACUGGCAGCCGGAUGAGAGGGUACAAGUAGAAUUUUAUGUGAAUGAGAACUCCUUCAAGGAACGUAUGAAAUUGUUCUUUAUUAAAAAUCAGAGAUCAAGUUUAAGGGUCCGAUUGUUUAACUUUUCUUUGAAGUUGCUGAGUUGCCUCCUGUACAUUAUUAGAGUAUUACUAGAUGAUCCAAGAGAAGGCAAAGCAAACUGCCUGGACUGCCCCAAACAGAACUUCUCUUCUCAACAUAAAUUUGAUUGGACUCCUAUUAUUUGGGUAAACAGACCGAUUCCUUUGUGGGGUCUUCAGGUUCUGGUUGCAUUGAUAAGUUUUCUGGAAACAAUGCUACUUACCUACCUGGGAUAUAAGGGCAACAUCUGGGAGCAGGUGCUGCGGUUCCCAUUUAUUCUAGAGAUGUUCAAUACCCUGCCAUUCUUUGUUACUGUUUUUUGGCCACCCUUGAGAAGCCUUUACAUCCCCGUCUUCCUAAACUGCUGGCUGGCCAAGCAUGCGCUGGAGAACAUGAUUAAUGACCUGCAUCGAGCUAUCCAGAGAACUCACUCCGCUAUGUUUAACCAAGUGUUCAUCCUGAUCUGUACACUGGUCUGCCUCAUGUUCACCUGUAUUUGUGGCAUUCAACAUCUGGAGAGAGCCGGCAAUAAUCUCACCCUUUUUGACUCCUUAUACUUCUGCAUUGUCACGUUCUCCACUGUGGGCUUUGGGGACGUAACGCCGAAGAUCUGGCCGUCUCAGCUUCUGGUGGUCAUCAUGAUCUGCGUUGCACUUAUAGUGCUACCUAUCCAGUUCGAGCAGCUUGUGUUCCUCUGGAUGGAAAGACAGAAGUCCGGAGGCAAUUACAGCCGAUACCGGGCACAGACGGAGAAACAUGUGGUGCUGUGUGUCAGUUCCCUAAAGAUAGAUCUUCUCAUGGAUUUCCUCAAUGAAUUCUACGCACAUCCCCGACUCCAGGAUCAUUAUGUGGUUCUCCUGUGUCCCACCGAAAUGGAUCUGCCAGUAAGAAGAGUCUUACAAAUCCCCCUGUGGUCGCAACGCGUCAUCUACCUGCAGGGCUCGGCUCUGAAGGAUCAGGAUCUCAUGAGAGCCAAAAUCGAUGACGCAGAAGCCUGCUUCAUUCUUAGCAAUCGCUUUGAAACCGACCGCAUCGCAGCUGAUCACCAGACCAUUCUCCGAGCCUGGGCUGUAAAAGACUUUGCUCCUAAUUGUCCUCUUUAUGUCCAAAUCCUGAAGCCGGAAAACAAGUUUCAUAUCAAAUUUGCAGAUCAUGUGGUCUGCGAAGAAGAAUUCAAGUAUGCCAUGUUGGCGCUAAACUGUGUUUGCCCAGCAACCUCCACCCUCAUCACGUUACUGAUACACACCUCUAGGGGGCAGGCAACCACUACAGAUUCAUUCCGCCACCGUCAGAGCCCUUGGCAAGCCCUUUCCAGAGACAAUCCCACGUCACCCGACCAGUGGCAAAGGAACUACAGCCGAUGUUCUGACAACGAAAUCUACCACAUACGACUAAGCGAGAGUAAAUUCUUCGGAGAAUAUGAAGGGAAGAGCUUCACAUAUUCCUCCUUCCACGCUCAUAAAAAGUACGGUGUCUGCCUGAUUGGAGUGGGACGGGAAGAUAAGGCCAAUAUUCUCCUGAACCCUGGGCCCAGCCAUAUAAUGUCUUCAUCUGAUACUUGUUUCUACAUCAACAUAUCAAAGGAGGAAAACUCAGCCUUCAGCUUUAAGGAGCAUGAAAGCAUGCAAAGAUCAGGGAUGCCAAAAUCUGCCUACCAUGGCCUGACCAGACUUCCAGUGCACAGUAUUAUAGCCAGUAUGGGUACAGUCGCAAUUGAUCUACAGGGGUCAAGAAGCCCAGAGAAUACAGAUGGUAAUACGCUAAGCCCACCCAAUGACUCCACCCAAAAAAGGAAGCACAGCAUUGAUCCUGUACCUGAUCUCAUUGAUGGUGACCCAAACACAACCUUUGACCUUCUGAGUGACCAGUCCGAGGAUGAGACCAGUCAGUCAGAUGAUGAACUGAGCUUGUUCAAUGACUGGGUAAAGGGGUACCCAUCAAACACUCCCUACAUUGGCAGCUCGCCCACUUUGUGUCACCUCCUCCAGCAGAAGAGUCCAUAUUGCUGUUUGCGUCUUGACAAGAGCUGCCACCAUUUCCCCUAUGAGGAUGCGAGGGCGUACGGCUUCAGGAACGCCCUGGUGAUUGUGUCAGCAGAACGAGCAGGCAAUGGGCUGUAUAACUUCAUAGUCCCUCUCAGAGCGUAUUAUAGAGCCAAGAAGGAGCUGAGUCCCAUCAUCCUUCUCCUGGAGAACCCGCCGGACACACAGUUCCUUGAAGCAAUCUGCUGGUUCCCUCUUGUCUAUUACAUGGUGGGAUCCAUAGACAAUCUGGAUGACCUGCUGCGGUGCGGAGUGAGUUACGCUGACCACAUGGUCGUUGUCGGCGAGGAAAGCUCCAUGAUUGCAGAGGAGGACUACAUGGCUGAUGCCCGUACCAUAGUCAACGUACAGACACUUUUUAGACUCUUUCCCGGGCUAAACAUUAUCACAGAACUGACCCAUCCGGCCAACAUGAGGUUCAUGCAGUUCAAAGCCAAGGACAAGUAUUCAGUGGUGCUGUCUAAGCUGGAGAAGAGGGAACGUGAACGGGGAUCUAACCUGGUCUUCAUGUUCAGACUGCCCUUUGCUGCUGGGAAAGUCUUCAGUGUCAGCAUGUUAGAUACCCUGCUAUACCAGUCUUUUGUGAAGGAUUACAUGAUCUCCAUCACGCGCCUCUUACUGGGUCUGGAUUCCAUGCCUGGCUCCGGAUUCCUGUGUGCUCUGCGAGUUACAGAAGAAGACCUUUGGAUCCGAUGCUAUGGGCGGCUGUACCAGAAGUUGUGCUCCACCACUGGGGACAUACCUAUCGGAAUCUUCCGGACUGAGACGCAUGUGUUGUCGGCUUCAGAGUCGCAGGUAUCUAUCAGUGUAGAAGAUUAUGAGGACACAAGAGAGAGCCGUUGGGGAGACACCAUCCAAAGCCGGGGCACACAUCGCAACUCUACAUCCAGCGACCACUCCGAGCAUCCAUUACUGCGCAGGAAGAGUAUGCAGUGGGCUCGGAGGCUGUCUCGUAAAGGGGCAAGGCAGCCUGGGAAAUCUGCGUCAGAAAGGAUAAGCCAGCAGAGAAUGAGUCUAUACAGACGGUCUGAGCGGCAGGAACUCAAUGCUUUGGUGAAGACCAGAAUGAAGCAUCUGGGUCUCUCCACUGCAGAGUACAUGGAUAUUAUGGACACAGAUAACUCCUUAUCAUAUAUCCUUAUAAAUCCUUCUCCAGACACCAAGUUGGAAAUCAAUGAUGUGGUUUACCUCAUACGUCCGGAUCCACUUACGCUUUCUCCUAAUAACGCUCAGAAGGCCAGCAGGACCCGAUCUGAGGGUCAGAUAUUUGACACCAAGGACAGCACUCAUCUAUGAUACCUCAUGGUCUUCACGGCUGAAGGGCCCGACGCCUUGUUUGGGAGAUCAGAAAGUCCUAUGUAUGAGAGACACCAUAAGGGAGCUGAAGACAUCAUGUCCACACCUUGACCAUCACCACGUCCCACUGAACCUUGGGAAUUUGUGCACAAGGCUCCCUAAGUAUCACAUCCUGGGACUUCAGCUCCUCCUAGACCAUUCAUUUACUUCUCCAAUACUGAGAGUAUCCUGAGAAGUGUCAUGGAGGAGGACUCUGUAGUAUGGACAGGAAGGAGAUCAGAGUUGGAAGGUCCUACAUAUUGACCAUCCAGUUAUCAGACAAGCCAAGUAAUUUAUUCAGUAAGCUCAGGUGUAAAGGUACCCGGCCAAAGGAAUUCUGGGAAAAAUAAGGGUGUACAUAAUACAUGACAGUUCGACCUCCCCAUCUCUAUAUA